Molecule: messenger RNA, 2594 nt
Organism: Bufo gargarizans (Asiatic toad)
Lineage: Eukaryota; Metazoa; Chordata; Amphibia; Anura; Bufonidae
Product: protein phosphatase 1 regulatory subunit 12A-like
Exons: 21
Coding region: 66-2285 (739 amino acids)
Biological process (GO): signal transduction
Cellular component (GO): Z disc; A band; cytoplasm
Molecular function (GO): phosphatase regulator activity; protein binding; enzyme inhibitor activity
Source: RefSeq, a predicted model, not a curated record
CCUCCCCCCUUUCCCGGCCUCUCCCGGUCCCCUCCUCCCGCCUGUCUCCGGGCAGGACACGGAAGAUGGCGGCGGACGAUCGGUCCCGGACGGACUCGGCUAAGGAGAAGCGGAGCGAGCAGCUGAGACGGUGGCUGGGCUCUGAGACGGAGCGAUGUCCGGGCAGCACACGCCGCCCGCCCCGGGUGCGUUUCGCCCAAGGAGCCGUGUUCAUGGCCGCCUGUUCGGCUGGAGACCGGGAAGAGGUCCGGCAACUGCUGACGGCCGGAGCCCCGAUCAACGGCACCAACGUGGACGGACUGACGGCUCUGCACCAGGCCUGUAUUGACGAAAAUUUAGACAUGGUUCAGUUUCUGGUGGAGAAUGGCGCUUCCGUGAACCAGCAGGACAACGAGGGGUGGACCCCGCUCCAUGCAGCAGCGUCCUGCGGUUUUGUGAGCAUAGCACAGUACUUGAUCUCUAAGGGGGCGAGCGUAGCCAUUGUAAAUAGUGAAGGGGAGCUUCCACUGGACGUGUCUCAUGAGAGCGCCAUGGAGAAGCUGCUGAAGAGCGAGAUCAAGAAGCAAAGUGUCGAUUUAGAUGCAGCGCGAAAAGAGGAGGAGGAGCUUAUGUUAAGAGACACCCGCCGCUGGCUGAACAAUGGAAAAUAUGAAGACCUCAGGCAUCCCACCACCGGGGCUACUCCUCUACAUGUAGCAGCUGCAAAGGGCUAUACUGAGGUCAUAAGGCUGCUCCUACAGUUGGGGUUAGACGUGGAUUCCCGCGACUUAGAUGGUUGGACUCCUCUGCACGCGGCCGCUCACUGGGGCCAACAGGAUGCAUGCCGUCUCCUGUGUGAGGCUCUCUGUGACAUGGAGGCUGUCAGCAAAGUGGGCCAGACACCCUUUGAUGUUGCUGAUGACAGUUUAGAGUCUGUCCUGGAAGAGAUGAAGAAGAAACAGAGUGUGUUACGCUUGGAAAAGAUGAAGAAUGCCCCGCAGAUAAUGUCUCAGACGAGUCCUCCGAAUCAAAAUGCAGCUAGCAGAACAAGGAGGAGUUCUAUUUCUCGUAUGAGCAGCCAAGAGAAAGUUGCACUUCGUGUGCAGGACAAAGAGCGCCGGACACAGCCCAUUACGCCUUCCGUACCCACCAGCCAACCUAUUGCUUCAAGUUCUGAUGAUUCUGGUUCUGAUGCAGAGUCUGAAAAGGUGAAAGCUCAAGAAAGAAUUAAUAAUCUGAACAAUCAGUUACGUAACCUUUCAACAACCACCACCAAGAAGACCUCAGCUGUCCCGGAGCAGGAGAAAACUGAGCCGUCAUGGCGAGCCUCUUUGAAGAAGACUAGUAGUUCUGGCACAUUGAGCUCUGGCACCUCUUCUGAAGAAGGCAGGAGGGCAGCACUACCUAAAUCUGCCUCCAGCUCCCAGCUAGCAGACAGAGAGAAGAUGGGGUCUGAACUUCGUUUAGCACGUGUGCCUCCAAGUCAAAAACUGUCUAGUAACCAGGAAAAUGUGAGGGAACCUCAGUUCACCCGUAGGCCAUUCACCCGUCAAUAUAAUGAUGGAGAUGAAGGACUAAACUCAUUCCGUAGACAGAGGGAGCCUCUGACAUCAACCUCCUUGUCUAGAAGAGAACCUUUAACAAAGCCAGAAUCUUCAAUAACAAGUGGAGAUGCUUUGCCUCCUAAAGUAGAUGCCACUGUAUCAACAGCAUAUUCAAGGACUGCUGAGACUGCAAACUCUAAAAGUACAAAUUCAGGGCCAGCAACCAAUACAGAGACCAAAGAGCGACGCAAGUCUUACCUGACCCCUGUGAGAGAUGAAGAGGCUGAAGCUCAGAGAAAGGCAAAGUCUCGACAUGCACGACAGUCUCGCCGAUCCACUCAGGGAGUGACACUCACAGAUCUGAAAGAGGCUGAGAAAGUCAUCAAAGGUCAGCAGGAAAAUAAAGAAGCAGGAUCAGAGCCAGCGAAGACCCAAGAAGAGGAGAACAGCCAGACAAGACCAAGGAGUAGCCGUGCCAUCAGUGAUGAUGGGGCGGAGGUCAGUUGGAGGUCCCGAAUAGCCAGUUUGCAGAAAUCUGAUCUUUUAGGAUUAACCACUCCAGAUCCUACCCCAGUAUCUUCAGUUUCACAGAGACAAGGAGGAGGAGGAGGAGGAGGAGAGGACAAAGUCAAGAGAGCAAAGAGUUGCAGAAGUCCCAAGAGGACGAGAAAGAAAGUGAUGAGCGAGGAGGCCGGAGCAAGGCAGGUGUUCGGGACCGGAGGAAGCCACGAGGAAAGAGGAGAUCCACUGGAAUUCCUCUGACCACUAGAGAUAGUGAUGGCGAGGAAUCUGAGGAGGAGAAAGACACGGAAGGAUGUCCGCGAGCUCAGGUAGAUGGACUUAGCUCUCGAUUUUCCAAUCCGAAAAUAUCUUUCAGGGCAGGUACAGUUCCCAAUGCGCACGUUGCAAGCCGGGUAGAAGCAGGCCAUCGCGGCUGAACACAGGGACACCAAGGACUUCAAAAAACUGUAUGAAGACUUGAUGAGAGACAACGGACGUCUUCGCUCCCAGCUGCUAAACACCCAAAACUUGGUGAAUGAGACAAAAGCAGAGUUGGAAAGAGCUAACCAG